Molecule: messenger RNA, 1280 nt
Organism: Ooceraea biroi (clonal raider ant)
Lineage: Eukaryota; Metazoa; Arthropoda; Insecta; Hymenoptera; Formicidae
Gene: Vha36-1
Product: V-type proton ATPase subunit Vha36-1
Molecular function (GO): proton-transporting ATPase activity, rotational mechanism
Source: RefSeq, a predicted model, not a curated record
CCAUUGGAACGCGGCGGGUACGACCUCCGGUUUUUCGUGUCAGCUGAUCAAUUCCAUUCCUGUCUGCUGACCAGUGGUUGAGAAUGUCGGGCAAGGAUAAAUUACCGAUUUUCCCCUCUCGGGGGGCUCAGAUGUUGAUGAAGUCCCGCUUAGCUGGAGCUCAAAAGGGGCAUGGAUUACUGAAGAAAAAGGCUGACGCGUUGCAAAUGCGCUUCAGAAUGAUCUUGGGCAAAAUCAUAGAAACCAAGACUUUGAUGGGCGAAGUAAUGAAGGAGGCUGCCUUCUCUCUGGCCGAGGCGAAAUUCGCUACGGGAGAUUUCAAUCAGGUGGUCUUGCAAAAUGUGACAAAGGCACAGAUCAAGAUACGUUCGAAGAAGGACAACGUCGCUGGUGUCAAUCUGCCGAUAUUCGAAUCUUAUCAGGAUGGAACGGACACUUACGAGCUGGCGGGUUUAGCCAGAGGUGGUCAGCAACUGGCCAAACUGAAGAAAAAUUAUCAGCGGGCGGUGAAAUUACUGGUAGAGCUGGCGUCACUGCAGACGAGUUUCGUUACCCUCGACGAGGUCAUUAAGAUCACAAAUCGACGCGUCAAUGCUAUAGAGCACGUGAUCAUUCCUCGUAUCGAGAGGACUCUAGCCUACAUUAUUUCUGAGCUCGAUGAGCUUGAAAGAGAAGAAUUUUAUCGCUUGAAGAAGAUUCAGGAUAAGAAGAAGAUAGCUAAGGCAAAGCUUGAAGCGGAGAGAGUACAAUUGAUGGCGGAUGGCCUUAAUCUGGAUACUGCAAACCUGCUGGAUGAGAGCGAUGAUGAUGUGCUGUUUUAAAUAUUGUGUAAAUAACAUGUUAUCGCUAUUAAGAGGAAUCAUUAAUAACGAAAAAGAGAUGAGAAAUCCAUUUAGCUCUUUAUCUCGUAAUUUUAUCUCGUGGUAAUGUCAGUUUCAUUUGUACAUUUAGAAAGUAGCAUAAGCAGCCUUUCGAAUUCUCUUUUCUUGCGGAAUUUUCAAGAAUCGCCGAUAUUAUUGCCUUUAUUUAUCCUUCCAGAAAUAAAUUGUACAGCAAUAUAUAGCACAAGCAAUCAUGUAUACAUCACGGCUAUUCUAUUACUUUUUUAAAAGUAUUCCAGAUAUUGUGAGUAAACCCUACGUAGCAAAGAAUCUUAAUUAUACAUAUUGCCAAUCAUUCCAUCGUCAUCCAAAUCAUUUCUGAUUUGUAUGAUGCAAGGAAUUGUACAAUCCAGUACUCUAGUAAUAAUUACGAAUAUAAUAAAUAUAUGUAUAUAUUUA